Molecule: messenger RNA, 195 nt
Organism: Cooperia oncophora
Lineage: Eukaryota; Metazoa; Nematoda; Chromadorea; Rhabditida; Trichostrongylidae
Source: the annotation of a GenBank genome assembly
AUGGCUGGAUCUGCCAUGUAUGAGCUUGUUCGAGUGGGUCAUGGUGAAUUGGUAGGAGAGAUCAUUCGUCUAGAAGGCGACUUCGCCACAAUCCAAGUCUACGAAGAGACAUCGGCCGUCACAAUCGGAGAUCCAGUGUUGCGUACAGGAAAACCGCUUUCGGUGGAGCUUGGUCCCGAUAUGGGUCCAGUUUGA